Molecule: messenger RNA, 880 nt
Organism: Phacochoerus africanus (Common warthog)
Lineage: Eukaryota; Metazoa; Chordata; Mammalia; Artiodactyla; Suidae
Gene: RAMP1
Product: receptor activity modifying protein 1
Exons: 4
Coding region: 34-597 (187 amino acids)
Biological process (GO): receptor internalization; intracellular protein transport; protein localization to plasma membrane
Cellular component (GO): cell surface; membrane; signaling receptor complex
Molecular function (GO): coreceptor activity
Source: RefSeq, a predicted model, not a curated record
GCGGCGGGCGGACUGGGCUCGGCUGCGCGCGCCAUGGCCGGGAGCCUGCGCGGCCUCCCGCGGCGCGGCCUCUGGCUGCUGCUGGUGAAUCACCUCUUCUUGGCCACCGCCUGCCAGGACGCUGACCACGCCGCCCUCCUCCAGAAGUACUGCCUCCCCCAGUUCCAGGUGGACAUGGAGGCCAUCGGGAAGGCGCUGUGGUGCGACUGGGACAAGACCAUCGGGUGGAAGCGCCAAGGCUCAGUACUCAGAGUCCCCCGCUGGUCGCUGGUCGAUGUUCCAUGGUGUAGACCUUCCCACGGCCCUGCCCUGCCCCUCACACUUGGUGAGCUCCGAACGAGGAGCUAUAAAGACCUCUCAGACUGCACCAGGCUCGUGGCGCAAAGGCUGGACUGCUUCUGGCCCAACGCGGCGGUGGACAAGUUCUUCCUGGGAGUCCACCAGCAGUACUUCAGAAGCUGCCCCGUCUCCGGCAGGGCCUUGCAGGACCCGCCCAGCAGCGUCCUCUGCCCCUUCAUCGUCGUCCCCAUCCUGGCGACCCUGCUCAUGACCGCCCUGGUGGUCUGGAGGAGCAAGCGCCCCGAGGGCAUCGUGUAGCCGCUCCCGAAGGCUGUGGGGCGCUAACGGCAGAGCGGCGCCCCAGGCCCCUCUUCCACCCAAGAGGAGCUAUAACCGCAGGAUUUGCGAGUGGUCCUGGCACGGGCAUUGACCGGGAAGCCACCCUUGGAAGGGCUGCCCAGGCGCCGGGAGCGGGCACAGCGACAGUCUUCCUGGGGGGCGGGCUGAGCCGGAUCCCAAUUGUUUAGAAACCACCCCCAGUUCCUUCCAACCUCUUGCCAGGCUGUGGAUAAGGAGCCUGCAAUUAAAAGAUGUCCCUGAA